UGUAAGUUGGAAAAUCAAAUGUGUCCCCUUGGUGAUCAUUCUUAUGUAAUUAAGCUUUGAUAAUACAUUAGCUUAAACCUACCAUGAAAGUCUAAUUAAUAACAUAAGAAGAUUUAUUUUGAAAUCACAAAGAAUAGCUUAUUUAGCAAGUGAUUUGGAUCCACCACAUUAGUCUCAAGCAAGGAUAGCUUCCUGAGGGUGUGGAGACCACGUGGAAAGGUUGAAAUUAAUGCACAGGCGUGUCCAAAGCUUGACCUUUUCUUGCAAAUUUCUUGCUUUUUCUAGAAACUUUUACUAUCUUCUCCUCAUAUCUCAAGGAAUAGUAACACUGUCUGUACUUGCCUUUCUUUGUUACACAAAAAUGGCCAUGGUGAAUGCAUCCUUAUCUCCUUUAAAGAACUCUAUUCCACUUCUUUCGCAUUCAUUUUCAUCAUUUCCUGGUACCUCUACUGCAGCAUUCUUUAAAACACCCUUAAAUGAAUCUUUCCCUUGUGCAUUGUCUGCUUGUACAAGGAGCAGUAGAUGCCUCUUUCCAUCCCCUGCAAUCAAGAAUAAGGUUCCUGAAGCUGAUUAUAGGAGUGGGGAAGACGAAGAAGUAGAACAUGUGGAGGAGCUUACUGAGACACACCUCUACUCUUUCACUCCUUUGCCUUUGCUACUUGUGGCUGCUCUUCCUGGAGCUGGUACUGUGAGGUCUCUCAUUGGACCUUUUGUUGAGCUUGUGAAAUCAUGGAAUCUUCCUGAAUGGCUUGUGCAUUGGGGUCAUCCUGGAAACAUGGCUGUUGUGCUCUUUGCAAUGGGUGGUUAUGGGACAUACCUCGGAUUUCGAAUCCGUUUUUCUGAUGAUGUGGAGGAGAAGGCCAAAGCUAAAGACUUGCACCCAAAGCUUCUGGGUGGAAUGUUUUUCUUCUUUGCUCUUGGAGCAACCGGUGGAAUCACAUCUUUGCUCACUUCAGAUAAACCAAUCUUUGAGAGUCCUCAUGCUGUUACAGGUUUUAUUGGGCUUACACUGUUGACAAUUCAGACCAUUUUACCAGCAUUAUUUGAGGGAAAACCUGGAUUGAGAAAUGUUCAUGGGAUAUUGGGCAGUGGAAUCAUGACACUCUUUCUUCUCCAUGCUGCUCUUGGACUUCAACUUGGUCUCAGUUAUUAAUUCCUCAUGUAACUUAAAAUACAUGUAUGGAUCCUAGGAAAUUUUUGUGAUUCAUUUUUACUAUUAUUUUGACAUUUGAAAUACGGUGAAUCAAUACAAAUAUUAUGAGAAUAUUCGUAA
Ricinus communis (castor bean) is the source of this 1273-nucleotide messenger RNA. RefSeq lists its product as uncharacterized. The record is from RefSeq and is a predicted model, not a curated record. Gene Ontology annotation, biological process: respiratory electron transport chain. Bases 230 to 1153 code for a protein of 307 amino acids. The transcript has 6 exons. Gene Ontology annotation, cellular component: membrane. NCBI's taxonomy places the organism in Eukaryota, Viridiplantae, Streptophyta, Magnoliopsida, Malpighiales, Euphorbiaceae.